Molecule: messenger RNA, 1853 nt
Organism: Varroa destructor (honeybee mite)
Lineage: Eukaryota; Metazoa; Arthropoda; Arachnida; Mesostigmata; Varroidae
Product: transcription factor E2F5-like
Biological process (GO): regulation of transcription by RNA polymerase II
Cellular component (GO): RNA polymerase II transcription regulator complex
Molecular function (GO): RNA polymerase II cis-regulatory region sequence-specific DNA binding; DNA-binding transcription factor activity, RNA polymerase II-specific; protein dimerization activity
Source: RefSeq, a predicted model, not a curated record
UGUGGUACUCCGGCGGUCCAAUUCCUUAAAGGCUAACCAGUGAACUAAGCCGAGCUAAUAUAACGAACGAACAUUUCACAGACAGCAACAUUGAAUAUGGCGGCGGACCCUAAUCUUCUCCGAGCGGAUAAAUCGCUUGGUUUGUUAACUACGAAGUUUGUGGAUCUUCUCAAAGGUGCUCAAGAUGGAAUACUCGAUCUCAAGCAGGCUGUGGACAUUCUCGAGGUUCGGCAGAAGCGCAGAAUAUACGAUAUUACAAGCGUACUGGAAGGAAUCGGGCUAAUUGAGAAACGAACUAAAAACUCUAUUAUAUGGAAGGGCGGCGGUCCUGGAUGUAACACGGAGGAAUUGACACAGCGCCGCAUCGAGCUCACGGCGCAGGUGGAAGAGCAACAAGACGUAGAAGAGGCGUUAGAUGAACAUCUAAAGCAGGUGAAACAGUCCAUUCUCAAUAUUCGAGAGGAUAUAUCAAACAGAGGAAAGGCCUUCGUAACGUACCGUGAGCUAUGGGAUGUGAUGGGUGGCGAAAGCUUGUUAACACUGCAGGGACCUUUAGACACAGCAGUAAAGGUGAUUGAUCCACGUUCGGUUAGGGAUAAAACAAACAAUGGGUUCUGGGUACAAUGCCGAAGCGAUAUGGGCCCGAUUGACGUACAUCUCAUUGAUCGCAAACCGAACGCACUGGCGAGUAAUAUAGCAACACUCGAGAGAAAUAAUGACGAAACUUCGACGGGUGGAAACGGCGAAACAGAUCAAAAUGUAGGCGACGCUUUAGACAGCCUAAUCAAGGAGACACUUACUGACACAGAAGCCGCACGACUUAGCCCAGCUAAAAAAGUACGAACUGACCCACCUGAAGAGGAACAACAGCAGACCCCUGUCCGCAAACGGAGAAGUUCAACAGCGGCGAACGAAGGUCAACUGCGAAAGCAGGUCAAGAAGACAGACGACGACGACGACGAUACAACUGUUAUCGGCAGUACUCAGGUCCCCAGCGAGGAGGAACCGCACGAUAUUCUGAGGGCAUUGAUUGAGUACGAUUCACUAUUAACGUCAAAUCCACCGCCGUUUGUCAUACUCUCACCUGCGCCUAGCGAAAACGACUUUAAUUAUACGCUCGAUCCGGCAGAAGGGAUCUGUGACUUGUUUGGCGAGGAGUAAAGUGAGAGGGCUUUCCAAGCUUCUUUCGGCCAUUGUGCAGAUACCGUGACAACGAGGAAAACUAAAUUAGUUUGCCUGGCUUUUUCCCGUUUGUUGUAGUAUAUAAUAGUAAUUUUGUUGCUGUAGUUUUUGCGGCUAGCCCUUCACUUUCUUGUAUGCACUGCGUGAGCAAGUUGAUUAAAUUUUUUCCAAGCAAGCACGCAAAUAAUUGUAGCACUGCUAUGCGUAGAGAGAGUUGGGCAACUUUCCUAUUUCGUAUAGAAACCUCCCUCUAGAACAGCAUCUCAAUGUAAAAAUGAACAUAUGCAAUUGUCGUCAGCGAGACUGUAGCAGGCAGUCCGGCGGAUAGCUAAAGGAUUGGGGAGGGGUAUAACAUUUGAUGAUGUAUUUAUUAAUAUGUGUCGGUGACCCGGGUGUUCACCACGUCGUUUAAGUUGUAAAUACCUACAAAAAGAUCACAUGUGAAAUAAAUAAUGAAUGAAAACAAAGUAUCACCCCUAUACCGCCUCUCCAUACUUUUAUUUACAUAUAAUAUAUAUAUAUAUAUAUACGCUUGUCUGGAAACAGCGUCUCUGCGCUCCAUAUCUGUGCCACGAUAUUCAGUGUCCCUAUUAUACCCACGAUAAUAGUAUAAACUUUCCACGCGAGAGCUAUCUCUUCCAUUUUUUUUUAUAAAACUUUAAUUACAAAAC